This is a messenger RNA of Hymenoscyphus albidus, 513 nucleotides long. The record is from the annotation of a GenBank genome assembly. Lineage: Eukaryota; Fungi; Ascomycota; Leotiomycetes; Helotiales; Helotiaceae.
AUGUGGAAUACUCGUCUUAGAACCAGUCCCGAGCCUCCACCGGUUGCAAAGGGCGCUCUAAUCAAUGGCACGAUGAAGGAUUCCAAAAGGGCCGGCGCCUACGCAGAUGUUGUCAUAGAAAGAGGGAAUACUUAUCGCCUACUUCUUAUCAAUACUGUAUCUUACAGCCGUGCAUGCUGGGUUCGCAGUCUCGCUUAACGAUCACCGUUUUCGUAAGACCUCUUUUCAGCGUGGAAAAUGAGUUGAGUUGAGUUGAGUUCAGUAGUGGCACCUACUCAACCCGCUAAUUUCAUUCAAUUACAGAUCGGUUGGCAUGUAAAGUCCGGUUUUGGAAAUCAACACGGCGAGAGGGAGCCAGAGAUUCGCACGAUACAUACGUCGGGCUUGAUGAAGUUUGAAAAUGAAUUGCAAGGGAUGGAAGAAAUGGCGAAAAUUUCAGAAAGGUCACAAAUUAGCUGGUUUGGGUUUGUGACACUUCUACCUACCAGCACAGCUUCUUCUAGGAGUAGUUGA